Seminavis robusta is the source of this 2266-nucleotide messenger RNA. NCBI's taxonomy places the organism in Eukaryota, Bacillariophyta, Bacillariophyceae, Naviculales, Naviculaceae. The record is from the annotation of a GenBank genome assembly.
AAUAACUCAACACAAAGAGCUCAAAUAGUGUCAAGCAAGUGCCGAUACAAAAAGUUCGAUCGUCGAUGGUGCCAUUUGAAAGAUGAGGGUGAGACUGAGUCAGUACUCUGAUCCCUAACCUGUACUAGAGUAUCCAGAAACCUGUAACCUUAACGCUUUUGGUUUGGCACCACCCAAUCUUUUCGAUUUCGGCUUUGGCACCAAAAGAUGAUGAUGCAAAGCAACGGCGACAUCCAUUCUGAUUCUCAACUCGUGCCAUACAUGUAAUAUAGUAGAUUAGAAGAUAGAAGAACGAUGCCUCUUGCUACUGCUUCUACUGCCAGCAGUUACAUUUCCAUUCGGGAUGAUGCACGGUCACUGAGUCGUAACGAACGAGCCUUUACGCGAGAAUGUGCGCUUCGAACCAAGGCGCUGCGUUUGGAUGGUCGAACGUCGGAACAGGUCCGACCUGUGCGCUUGCAUAUGGGUCGUUGGGACCAUGGCGCCGAGUGCACGGUGGAAUGGGGAAACACACGAGUCACAUCGCUCUGUACAGCCGAGCUGGUGAGACCCAAUCUAGAUCGACCCAAUGAGGGCCAACUGGUCAUUUCAGUGGAUCUCUCUCCCAGUGCGUCUCCUUCCUUUCGUCAGGCGCCUCCGUUUACCACGGGAGCUGGAAUUGCGGGUGGCGGCCAGGGACCCAAUUACGCCGGCAACAAUCAACGCUUACAAGCCAACCGCAUUCUUCGCUGCUUGGAAAAAAUUGUAUUGACGGGAGGAACCUUGGAUGUGGAAGCCUUGUGUCUGGUUCCAGCGCAGUGGGUCUGGAGAUUCCAUCUGGCUCUCACCAUUUUGGAUGAUGCGGGAAAUCCAAUGGAUGCUGCCGUCAUGGCAGCCAUUGCUUCCCUGAGACACUACCGAAAACCUCAUGUGGAUUUAGAUGCUCAUGCUGGUGGUGGAGAUGACAGCAAUGAUCCUGCAUUGGCCAGUGCUCCAAUACUCAUUCCAUCCCAUCUCAAGGAACCCACUCCUCUACCACUACACCAUACGCCACUGGCCAUUUCCUUUGCCUUUAUUCCUCUGGAAGAUGGUAGCAACCUCAGUACGGCGGCAGGUGUCGUGGAUCGAACGUCGUCGUCCUCUUCUGCCGGUGUCGUGGCCGCAUUGGUCGAUCCCAACGAUCGAGAAGAAUUGCUACAAAAUGGAUCCUUGACGGUGGGAAUGAACAUUCACGCCGAAGUUUGUCUCUUGGAUUAUGGGGGAGGGUGUGAAUUGCCACCCACGCAGCUCCAGGAGUGCUGGAAAAAGGCAGAAGGAUGCAUUCGACAACUCUGCACCAUGCUAGAGGCAUCCUUGGAACAAGCCGACAAGCAAGCCCAAGCAGAUCGACUGCAGAAACUGGUCGUUCAGCAACAAGAGACAAGAACAACAACAACCAGAUCAACGACAACUAACAACAACACCAAUACGGAACUGCCGCCCUUGCCAUCGAGCCCGUAUUUUCAACAAUCGGACAAUCCAGGCGAAAACACUACUGCCAUGGAUGUUGAUAAUAAUGACGACGACAAUAACGUCGAACAAGUGCAGACAGAAGCUGAAGAAGCCUAUCGGCAACUGGCAUUGGAUUACUCGCAAGGCUACAAGGCCACCAAAGUCAGGGAAGAUACGGAUCAUAUGAAGCAUUCGUCACAAGCGUACUUCAACCAAGCUGGCAAACUCAUGAAAACUAUUUUCGAAUCCGCCAAAUCUGCCAGUGCCACUGCUGACAACGACCAAAAGGACAAGGGCAAGGCGCCAACUGUUGGUCAACCCAAGAAACAAGGGACCAAAGCAGCCACAACUACAACCACAACAAACAAGACUGGCAAAAGCAGCGAAACACCCUCCAAGAAGGCGAAAGGAACAAAGGCUGCAACUGCUGGACAGUUGGAUAGCGACGAGGAGGAGACGACACAGAUGCUACAAAGCGAAUUCAAGGCAGAACAAGCUGAUCCUGCGAAGCCUGAUGCAAAGGCAAAACCAAUGGAUGUAGAUGAUGAUGAUAUUGACGACCUGGCGAUGGCGAUAUCAUCCAAGAAGAAAAAGAAGAAGAAAGCUAAAAAGUAGUAGGAUAGAGGAAGCGUAAGUCAAGUCUACCCAAAGUCACCGUUUCCCUGUAGCUGCUGGAUUCUUCAAGCAUAAAAAGUCUACAACCAAAUAGAAUCAUGUCUGCGUACUCGUAGCCGACGUUGUGGGGUGAUUUGUUGUUGUUGAUGCUGAUGGUGUCAGGCCCGGGUAGAACAGCAGA